This is a messenger RNA of Rangifer tarandus platyrhynchus (Svalbard reindeer), 1608 nucleotides long. The record is from the annotation of a GenBank genome assembly. Lineage: Eukaryota; Metazoa; Chordata; Mammalia; Artiodactyla; Cervidae.
AUGAGACUAGAACCGAACAAAACCAAAUCGAAUCCAACCCAAUCAGCCAGAAAGGGCAGGGCCAAGGGGCGAGGCGUGCCCCUUUUUCUGUCCGUCAUGAUCCGGAUGGGGCCCCAACUAGGGACCCCGUCGGGGAAGUGGAGGCACUGGGAGGACGGCUGGAAAAGGCCAACCAAAGAGCUGCUCACGGUCGUCGGGCAGGGCCUGGGAAGGUCAAAGCUCUGGAUCCCGGGCGGGCAGGACGAUCAGCGACCCCAGGGUCCACCAGGGACAGCGGGGACCCCAGGAACCCCAGGGACGACCAGGGAUUCCCGCGCUACGUUAGUGAAGAGAGGGCGUUUUCCUGUCAGCCCCCGGGGAGCGGGGAACCGAGCCUCUGGAGAGCCGGCCGUCAGAGCUGUUCCGUCAGCCGAGGAUGUUAGGCGGCUUAGGACUGCACGACAGGGAACCCUGACAGGAUGCGAGCCCCAGACUUGCUGGGCCACGCCGAGAUCCGCAGAGCCUAAUUCGGAGAAACUGGGGAUAACCCCCGUAAUGACACGCUAUUUCCGCGUGUUGCCGGCCCCCAAAAGUAGCUCUCGCUUCCUGGUGGUCUCCCGAAAGGGGCAGAACCGUAACAUCGGGGAAAAACAGUCGGCUGACGAGUUUGUCAAGUUGGCUGAGGACACCAGUAAUUCCCUUCAACCAGAUGUUAAUUUCAUACAUACUUUUCUCAAGCCAGAGAAACUAACAAAGGUAGAGAAAAGGUUUAAGGGAAGAGCAGUAAUGGAAAUGAUGAAGCUGGACAAGGAAAUCAAAGAAACUCAAAUUCGGCUAGAGCCCUUAGUGGUGGAAACCCGGCAGCUACUGGAGGAAAAAGAUCACAUAGAGAAGGAAAACCAGUUCUUUCAGGAAUACCUGACCAAGCAAACGGAGGAGUCUAGACAGAGAACUGAGAAGCUGUGGAACUACUAUCUACAACAAAGCGUGAAGAUUGAACAAAGAAAACAAGAAUUAACCUCCAAAUUUGCGAACAAAAAUUCAGCGCUUAAAAGAGAGCUCUUGGAGAAGGAAAACACCCUAUCCAAUUUGAAUAAGCAGUUGGAGGCAAUGAGGGACAUUUCAGUGAUAAAGGAAAAACAGGACAGAGAAAUUGAGAAACUUCAGCAGGAGAUAAAGAAGACCCACGUUGAGACAGCUGCAAAGAAACAGGCGAUGCUCGUCCGGUUCUUCCAGGACAAAGCAUUACUGGAGGCACAGCUGAGUGAGCUAGAGGCAAGGGAGUCGGGAAAGAAGUUAACAAAGGAGCUGAAAAGCAAGAACCAGGCCUUGGAGAAGGCAGCAAAGCAGCACGUUUCCGAGUUCCACAGUAACAUCAACAGACAGCACCAACAGUUACAGAAGGAACUACCAGAGUUAGUUCAGAAAUGCCAUCAGUUGGAGGAUAUUCACAGCCAAUUAAAAAAGAAGAAGCAGCUGCUGCAACAGGAGCACUGGUAUGUGGAGUGCUUAAGGCGAGGGAGGCAACAGCUGCAAGAAAGGCGUAAUCGGUGCCCAAAUGGACAGGGUUCUCCGAAGACCACAAGGAACCCUGCCCUAGGCACCAAAUCAAAGGUGCACCCAAAGUAA